This is a messenger RNA of Rotaria sp. Silwood1, 1116 nucleotides long. NCBI's taxonomy places the organism in Eukaryota, Metazoa, Rotifera, Eurotatoria, Philodinida, Philodinidae. The record is from the annotation of a GenBank genome assembly.
AUGAAAUCAUUUGAAAAUCUUUUAUCAAAUAAAAUCUAUGAAGAAAAUAAAUAUAUUGAAGAAAAUUCAAUUAAAUAUAAUGAAAAUAAUAUAUAUUAUCUUCCUUAUUAUUAUAAUGAUAUUGAUAGAAAUAAAUGUGAAAAUAUUCUUCGAUUAAUUAAUCGUCCAGGAUGUUUUUUAAUUCGUCAACAUAAUGAUUAUUAUUUAUCAUCUUUAAUUAAAACUCCUUAUGUAUUAUCAAUAAUUAGUCCUUCAUUAAAUAUAUAUCAUUAUAUAUUAUAUAGAAUAAAUAAACGUUUAUUUAUAAAACCAUAUUCAAAUAAAUAUUAUUAUUCAUUAAAACAUAUUGUUAAAUAUCAUCAAGAAAAAGCUGGUUUAUUACCUUGUACUUUAGUUGAAUAUCCAAUACGGUUUUUCUUAAAUAAUGAUAAAUUGUCUUCAUCUUUUUCAUCAUUAUCUUCAUUAACUAUUCAAACAAAUAAAUUAAUACGUCAACAUAUUAUUGGUCACGGAUAUUUUAGUAUUGUUUAUAAAGGACUAUAUAAUGGAUAUAUUCCAGUUGCUAUAAAAACAUGUUCAAUAUCGUCGUCAGAUUUAUCAAUAGUUGAAUGUCAAUCAAAUAUGUUAUAUGAAGCUAAAACAAUGAUCAAUAUCAAUCAUCCAUAUUUAGUUCAUUUUUAUGGUAUAUCCUUUUUUGAUAAUCAAUUUUGUUUAGUCAUUGAAUAUAUACAUAAUGAAUCUCUUCUUUUUUGGCUACAAAAACAACAACAACAAACAUUUAUUAAAAAUAGUUUUCGUCGUCGUCUUGAACUAUUUUCUUUUCAAAUAAUUGAUGCUAUGUCUUAUCUUGAAACAAAAUUAAUUAUUCAUAGAGAUUUAGCAGCAAGAAAUUGUCUAAUUAAUGAUAAUAAAAAUAUAGUUAAAGUGAGCGAUUUUGGCAUGGAUAGACAAAUGUCAUCAUCAUCAUCAUCAUCAAUGAUCUAUCAAGAAAAAUAUGAUAAACCUUUUCCACUUCGUUGGUCUUCACCUGAAGUAUUAAUUAAUAGAAAAUACAGUUCAAAAUCCGAUGUUUGGUCUUAUGGGAUAGUUAUUUGGGAAAUAUAUUCUCUUGGUUAA